GGCGGGGUCUGCGGCAAACGAGCUGCGGCGCUGGAGGAGAACAGCAGAAACCACCGCACGCAUCUCCAUCCAUCUCCCCACACCUGACCCACGAUUAUAGGUAAGACACGCUUCCAUCUAACGCUCACUCCUCUCCUGCACUGGAUAACCUCUGUUUGCGUCGGCUCUGUGUGUGCCACGUGCUUCGAUGUCCAUCAUGGUGCCCCCGCUGCUCCUCCUCCUCUCUGUCUGGUUGCCGGGCGACAGUUGCCGGGCGGCGGACAUUCCCGAGGACAUCACGGCGGAGUUUUCAGUCAGACUGUACCAGCGGCUGCAGGCCAGGGGUGACCAGGACAACAUCAUCUUUUCGCCCCUGAGCGUGGCAGUGGCCCUGGGCAUGGUGGAGCUGGGAGCCCGAGGUGACACGCUGGAGGAGAUCAGGCAGGCGGUGGGCUUCAGUCAGCUGGUGCCAGGAGUGGAGUUCUCUCUGCUCCAGAACCUGACCACAGCGCUGUCAGAGGACGACGCUCAGUACGUGGUGAGAUUUGCCAACAGCCUGUACCUGCAGCAGGGCGUGUCCUUCAGCCCGGAGUUUGUGCACCUCAUGAAGAAGUACUUCAGAGCACAGGUGGAGACUGUGGACUUCAACCAGUCUGCUGUAGUAGCCCAGCACAUCAACCACUGGGUGGAGAACCACACCGAGAGUAAGAUCCGUGAGCUGCUCUCCCCUGACGACUUCAGCAGUUUGACCCGCCUGACCCUGGUGAACGCAGUCUACUUCAGGGGCUCCUGGAAAAACCAGUUCAGACCAGAAAACACACGCACCUUCUCCUUCAGCCGCGACGAUGGCUCAGAGGUGCAGACGCUCAUGAUGUACCAGCAGGGGGACUUCUCCUACGGUGAGUUCAGUGACGGCUCCCAGGAAGCAGGCGGAGUGUACCAGGUCCUGGAGAUCCCAUAUGAGGGAGAGGACAUGUCUAUGAUGAUCAUCCUGCCGCGACAGGAGGUGCCUCUGGCCACACUGGAGCCCAUCAUCAAAGGCCCCCUGCUGGAGGAGUGGGCCAACAACGUCAAACGCCAGAAGGUGGAAGUCUACCUCCCCAAGUUCAAAGUGGAACAGAGGACCGACCUGAAGGACGUCCUACAGGAGCUGGGAGUCAAGAACAUCUUCAGCAAUAAUGCAGAUCUCUCUGGGAUGACAGACGGAAAGGACCUGUACAUCAGUAAGGCAGUGCAGAAGGCCUACCUGGAGGUGACGGAGGAGGGGGCAGAAGGGGCAGCUGGCUCAGGAAUGAUCGCCCUGACCCGGAAUUUGGUGCUGUACCCACAAGUGAUGGCGGAUCAUCCCUUCUUCUUUGUCAUCAGAAACAGACAGACUGGCUCCAUCCUGUUUAUGGGCAGGGUCAUGACCCCUGAAGUGGUGGAACCCAUUGAGGACUUUGAUUCAAUAUAACUUUGCUGCGCGGUGGUCAACUCUCAACCAGAUCCGAUUUUCUGACAUCAUAAACGCUACCUAUCCUCUCACAAUCUUCAGCUGUGUUUUAUACUCUUUCACAGAUGUUCUACGGUAAAUUAUAUAUUGAAAUACUAAUAUGUGAAGUUUUGAUACUGGAAGCUUUAAACACUUGGAUACAGACACGCAGAAAGUGUAAAUAAUCUCAUUCAGCUUGUUUGUAUAUGAGAAAGAACACAACGGUAAACCAGGGUAUCUCCAAGGUUUAAAGGAUUGAGUGUGUACUGUUAAAACAAAGGUCUUAAAAGCAUUUGCCUGCAAACAAAUGUUUUUUUUUUUUUUUUGUUUUUUUAUUAAAUGAUAGAUCCUCCACAAUUUGGCCUUAGAUUCUAUCAUAAAUAGUAUUAAAAUGGUCUUGAGUUUUACCUGAAAAACCAUGGAGGUACUCUGCAGUUCAUGCGCAGCCCUUUAAGUUUAGCAGCUUAGUAGUUACUUGCACCAUCAUAAAAGAUGCACAAAAUCUCUUCUGAACAGUAUUUAAUCUUUUUACUUACUACGCUGUAAACUUUGAACCUAUUUUAUUAUUCAUGUACAUUUGGCAGUGUGUUCUAUAUAUAUGCUAAGUAUUUAUUGCUGAAUAAACAUUUUGUCCUUAU
Messenger RNA from Periophthalmus magnuspinnatus, 2088 nucleotides. It is a transcript of the gene serpini1, whose product is annotated as serpin peptidase inhibitor, clade I (neuroserpin), member 1. NCBI's taxonomy places the organism in Eukaryota, Metazoa, Chordata, Actinopteri, Gobiiformes, Gobiidae. Gene Ontology annotation, biological process: negative regulation of endopeptidase activity. The transcript is spliced from 9 exons. The coding region runs from base 188 to 1432 and encodes 414 amino acids. The record is from RefSeq and is a predicted model, not a curated record. Gene Ontology annotation, molecular function: serine-type endopeptidase inhibitor activity.